Molecule: messenger RNA, 2894 nt
Organism: Cyprinodon variegatus (sheepshead minnow)
Lineage: Eukaryota; Metazoa; Chordata; Actinopteri; Cyprinodontiformes; Cyprinodontidae
Product: enhancer of polycomb homolog 1-like
Exons: 14
Coding region: 223-2505 (760 amino acids)
Biological process (GO): regulation of transcription by RNA polymerase II
Cellular component (GO): piccolo histone acetyltransferase complex
Source: RefSeq, a predicted model, not a curated record
CUUUACUUUGUGCAAAUCCCAUUUGUCCUGAUCUUCUUUUAAUUUGUUUCCGUCUUUGUUUCCAGAUAAACAUCAUGCUGUGUAUGGAUUUAAGGAUGACAAAAAGAACUCUGAUAAUCUGCCAAGACCCUGGAUGAUCACAUCAACUAACAACAACAACAGGAACACCAUCUUCAGCGGGCCAUCUCGGCGCAGCAGGUCUACGGCGAGAAGCGGGACAACAUGGUCAUCCCGGUCCCUGAGGCGGAGAGCAACAUCACCUACUACGACUCCCUCUACCCCGGAGAAUUCAAGAUGCCAAAGCAGCUCAUUCACAUACAGCCUUUCAGCUUGGACACAGAGCAACCAGACUACGACCUGGACGCAGACGAUGAGGCCUUCGUCAACAAGCUGAAGAAGAAGAUGGAGAUCAGCUGCCUUCAGUUUGAGGAGAUGAUCGACCGGCUGGAGAAAGGCAGCGGACAGCAGCUUGUGAGUCUUCCUGAAGCCAAGCUGCUGCUGAAGGAGGACGACGAGCUCAUCAAGGAGGUCUUCGAUUACUGGAGCCGAAAGAGGAAAAACAGCAAAGCCAACUCUUUGAUCCCGACCGUAAAGCAGGAGAGACGAGACGGCUCCAGUACCGGAGACCCUUACGUGGCCUUCCGACGGCGCACGGAGAAGAUGCAGACCAGGAAGAACCGUAAGAACGACGAGGCAUCCUAUGAGAAGAUGCUGAAGCUUCGCAGGGAUCUGAGCAGAGCGGUCACCAUCCUGGAGAUGAUCAAGAGAAGGGAGAAGAGCAAGAGAGAGCUGCUGCACCUGACACUGGAGAUAGUCGAAAAGCGAAAUUCCAUGUCAGACUUUGGUGGAGAAAUCAUGGCAGAGGUUCUGGCUGAGCGGGCGCUGGUGAGGCCACAGAUCAUUCCCCUGGUCCCGCUCACCAAUCAGUACCGACAUCAGGACCACAUGGAAUCCAAGGACUACAAGUCUAAGCCCGAGAAGGCAGAACCUUCGCGGCAAAAACGGAAAUACGAAAAGAAGCCGAAGAUGUUGCCGUUGUCAUCAGGAAUGCCCCACCAUCCGGGUCCUGUUGUGUUCAAUGCUAAAGACCUGAACCAGUACGACUUUCCCAGCUCUGACGAUGAGCCCUUCUCCCAGCUCCACUCAGGCUCAUCUGAAGCAGAGGAGGAGAACGACCCCGAUGGAGCCUACGCCUUUCGCAGGAAAGCUGGCUGCCAGUACUUUGCUGCUCGUCCAGAUCUGGUGGGUAGUUGGCCGUGGAGCGGUCCUUGGGAAGGCGGUUUGGCAGAAGCUCGCUUUCGUUACAGUCUCACUACACUGACUGUGCCACGCCGAUGUCUGGGCAUGACACGGCGGCGUGUGGGGCGAGGCGGCAGGGUCUUGCUGGACAGGGCGUGCACUGACGGCGAUGACGUGUUCCACCAACUGGACCUGGAGGCCACGGACCUGCCGCCACCAGCUUCUCCUUCACCUCCUCCUCCCUCUGCGACUUCGCGCUCACUGGCACCAGACACAUUUGCGGGCACCUCAGAAACGAAUACCUCAGACAGAAGUUCCACCUCCUCCAACAACCCCUCCGUUCCCCCGACCUCCUCUCCUUCUUCCACGGACCUCAGCCAGAUACUGUCUAAUAUAAAGUCCUGCCGCUGGAGGCACUUUAGACCACGGACACUACCACUACAUGAGCUGGACAACGCCCACCCUCUGUUCAGGAGGAUUAGUCGAAGCGUGAAGCGUCCGCUCUCCGCCACCGGGGGGAAACCGUUUGGAUUGCAGCGGCCAGCGAGGGCUGUCCCUCCUCCCACACCUGUUGCUGCUUUCACAGCAGAACAGUACCAGCAGCAUCAGGAGCAGCUGUCUCUGAUGCACAAACAGCAGCUGGAGCAGGUCCAGCAGCAACACCAAGCCAACAGCACUGCCAACAGCAGCCAGAGCAUGGCCAACACGUUGGACCAGGCCAGUGCUCAGUUCGCCGCCUCAGCCCUCGUUACCGCCGAACAACUGCUGGUUCUGAAAACGAAGGACGAACUGGCCCCUGGAGGCGGAGUCAAUGGCAUCCUCUCCUCAGGUGUCUAUAAGGGCUUGCCGCUCUCUAGCACAGCGUCCCCGUCCCCCGCCGCCCCGGCUCCAACCUCGACCCCGACGUCCGCCCAGCUCCACCCCUGCUCCACCACGCUCAGCUCGGCCACCAGUAACAACGGCACCGCCCAUCCCGCCAACACCACUAGCACCAACACCGCCACUCAGGUCCUGCUUGGAAACAACAACAGCCUCCGUCUAGGAAUCCCCGCCAGUAAACGCGUCCACGCCCCCCGGACGCUGAGCGCCACCAUGCCGACAUCCGCCUUAAAGCUCGCCCACCCAGCAACCGCCAACUGUCAGAAACAAAAGGUGGCCACAGCCUCCACCUCUCCGCUGGACAUGGUGCCCGGGGAGAAUCUGGAACAAGACAAGCCAGCACUGAACAGUCUGUCAGAGAACACAGUGGCCAUGGAGGUCACGUAGCCUCGGGCUAACGGCUGCGAGGGAAACGUGACCCAUCAUUUUCUUCUGUUUUUUUAAUUUUUUUUUUGGGUGCUAUGCAUCAUUUGGUAGUCGUGAAUGCAAGCGGUGGCUGAAUGAGCACGGCAAGGUUGGGUUUCCAUGGCGACCGUUUUGGGACUUAAUUGCAAUGCUAGUCUCGUACAAAAUUUUUUCUUUCUUCUCCCCGCCCCGCCCAUAUUUCCCUGUUUGUUACUGUUAAUAAGAGAUCGUCUGUAAAUUCUUAAUAUGGCAAUUAUAUGUACAGUACUGCAUAUUUGUAAUAUCCCGCCCCCCCUCCACCCCGCUCUUGUAUAUAACAUUACUUGAAUACAGAAUUGUUCAUUUGUGAUGUUUUGCACUCGAGAUAUAAA